Molecule: messenger RNA, 897 nt
Organism: Penicillium paradoxum
Lineage: Eukaryota; Fungi; Ascomycota; Eurotiomycetes; Eurotiales; Aspergillaceae
Exons: 5
Coding region: 1-897 (298 amino acids)
Source: RefSeq, a predicted model, not a curated record
AUGCACAUCGCGCGGCUUUAUACGAUCCAAAUCUUCAAGGCCUACAAUGGGCUUGCGUUUAGUGCAGACUACAGCAGCCAUGAUGGCAAUCAAAAAGAGAUCGAAUACCAUGUCAAGGGCCGUGUCAUUAUUGACACCAAGGCAUACAACAUGUUUCAUUCUGGCCCUAUCGAAAUCGACAGCGAGAUUGAUGAAGAGCUGGUUGAUGCUCAGUAUCUCAUUGCUACUCUAACAGUCUAUGGAUAUUUUCCGAAGGGCAAGAAAUGGCUUUCAUUCCAGGUAGAUGAUUUGACGGACAUUGAAUGGAAGGAGCAGCCCUUGGAGUCUCUAAUCCUACCACAGCAGCAAGGUCUCAAGGACGUGAUUUUGGCCAUUGCAAACACCCAGUCCAAUAAAUUGAAUGUCUUCGAUGAUUUUAUCGGAAGGAAGGGAAGGACUGAUCUAGCUCAUGCUCCAAACGUUGAAGCCAACUUGACAGCCAUCACGGACAUGGCUCGCAAAUUGGGGACUAUCGUGUUGUUUGAUAGAGCUGAUGUCUUCAUGGAAGUGUCUUAUAAACCCAGUCCAGCUCGCGAUGAGAUGGUCGCGAUUUUCUUGAUGAUGCUGGACUAUGAGGCAACCGAGUACACACUGUCGAAUUCGACGGAAGAUGUUGAGUCUCGAAUUCACCGUUAUCUUGGCUUCGGAACCCCCGAUGCGGAGAUUAGCCGUCAGAUCUGGAUACAAUUCCUACGCCGCUUGUCGAGCCUUGCGUCUUUCACGGAUGAGGAAAUCGACCAGCUGGUCAGGAACCAAUUGAACGGCCGCCGUACCAGGGACGUGGCCAAGGCGGCUGGUCUUUUAGCCCGGUCAAAGGGGACACCCGCCAAGGAUGUUUUGGUGAGACAUGGGGGCUAG